This is a messenger RNA of Epinephelus fuscoguttatus (brown-marbled grouper), 2296 nucleotides long. RefSeq names its product protein lifeguard 2-like. Gene Ontology annotation, biological process: negative regulation of apoptotic signaling pathway. NCBI's taxonomy places the organism in Eukaryota, Metazoa, Chordata, Actinopteri, Perciformes, Serranidae. The transcript is spliced from 12 exons. The coding region runs from base 203 to 1033 and encodes 276 amino acids. Gene Ontology annotation, cellular component: Golgi apparatus; endoplasmic reticulum; membrane. The record is from RefSeq and is a predicted model, not a curated record.
GUUUGGGGAUUACAUCACUAAAUCGUCAGAGGGUGUCCAGUGUGAGCAAGCAAGAAGAGCACUAUCAAUCCGAGGUCGUUUCUCACAGCUGUCAGUCCUUCAGACAGACUCUGCAAGAACUACGUUAUCAAGAAAGGAGACACCACAGCCCCAUUGACUGGUUGGCACACAGAGGAAGACUGCGGGACGACAGACAGGCAUCAUGACACAGGGCAAGCUGUCACUUGCAAACAAGUCCACCAAUGGAUCCUCCAGUGGAGAGGCCUUAGUGCCACCAGCUCCUCCCAGCUAUGAGGAAGCCACGGCAGGCACCAGUGCUCCGUGCUACAAUGAUGUUGAGAUGCUCACAGAGUUCACCUGGGAUGAUCGCAACAUCAGGAGGGUCUUCAUCCGUAAGGUGUACGCCAUCUUGAUGAUCCAGCUUUUGGUCACCCUCGCUAUUGUGGCUCUUUUCACAUUCUGUGACCCAGUGAAGGACUACAUUCAAGCCAACCCUGGCUGGUACUGGGCCUCUUAUGCUGUGUUCUUUGUCACAUAUCUGACCCUGUCUUGCUGCUCUGCACCAAGGAGACAGUUUCCAUGGAAUCUGAUUCUGCUGUGCAUCUUUACCCUCUCGCUCUCCUACAUGACAGGGAUGCUGUCCAGCUUCUAUAACACCAAGUCAGUAGUGAUGUGUCUGGGCAUCACAGCAGCAGUCUGUCUCCUGGUCACAAUCUUCAGCUUCCAAACUAAGCUUGAUGUGACAUCAUACCAAGGCGUGCUCUUCGUCUUCUGCAUGGUCAUGUUCAUCUCUGGACUGGUGCUGGCGCUCGUCCUUCCCUUUCAAUAUGUACCCUGGUUGGACGCCACCUACGCUGCCUUGGGAGCCAUCCUGUUUACCAUGUUUUUGGCAUUUGACACCCAGCUCGUCAUGGGCAACAAGCGCUACACCUUGAGUCCAGAAGAGUAUGUCUUCGCCACUCUCAACAUCUACCUGGAUAUCAUCUACAUCUUCUCUUUCUUCCUCCAAAUCUUUGGAACAAAACAAGAGUAACCCAUUGCCCCACCUUUCUUACCUGAAGAGAAGGGAUGGGAAUUUAGACUAGAUAAGAGUCUUUUAAAAUUUUGGUGAUUGUGAUAGCAGUGCUUUCCAUUUUAUUUUAAUUUUUUUCUGCCUGAUACUGAUAUGGCCACAAAUAGGUUGUGAAUCUUUUGUACAGCUAUACAUGUACAUAGAUGUGCGUUAACAUUCACAUCCAAAAUAUCUACUGCCUUUCCCCUCUUCUUUAGCAUGUUGUGAACCCACGCCACAUUAUGGGGUUAGCUUACUAGCUUUACCAGCGAGAAACAAUCAGUAAUCUUCCUCCAUUUAACGUAGAUAAAACAUACUGUGAAUGUUCAUCCGAAGCUGUAUGGGUGUCUUCAUGUCCAUGCCUGCCUAGAUAUCACAAAUGUCCUGCAGACAAUAGAUGUCAGAGCUCUUUAAGAGAUCUAUUAUACAUUAUGCAUGACUCUUAAAAAGCCGUAACUAUACUAAGUGUAGUCGGCCUAUCUUUGGGCUGUUGCUGUGGGUGUUGAUUUUGUGACUGAAAGCACAACUUUAAUACAAAUGUGACUCUUCCUGUGUUCUCAAGCAUGUCUAAUGUUGUCUCAGUACUGUGAGUAAUAAGAAACCCCUUCACUGUUUUUGGAGGGUAGGGGAUUUUAUUUUGCUUUUGAAUGACAAUCUGAAAAUAUUAUAUUGGAUUUAGGAUGUAGCUACUCAUCUCUGCCUUGAUUUGUUACUCAUAUUUAUUGAAUAUGUGUUGGUUUUACUCCAUUUAACUCUGAGACUGUCAUUCAUUGCAUUCACAUUCUUGUGUUGUUUAUUAUUAGUAUGUUAUUUGUCUAACGUGUGUUUGAACUGGAAACGCCAACACUGAUUGUCGGCAUUAUAGUUUUUGGUCUUAAUAUUAAUUGAACCUAUUUAGUUGGUUUGAAGUGGUGACAAUUAAAUACAAACAUGACAGUGCCAAACAUGCAUGGAUUUACUCUAACUUUUGAUAAGGCCUGCAUUUGUGGAAGGGCUUGAAUGCUGUAUAUUUCAUGACAUUUGAAGUUUAUUUUUUUAUGACAGAAUGAUAUAUUUCAGAAAGUGUGUUAUAUAAAAUGGUAAGCGUGGAGCUUGUAAUUAAUUUGCAAGUCGUCUAAAGUGGCCUUGGAUUACCUUCAUCUGAUGAUACUGAUGCAGUGUAUUGUUUUCAGAGCACCCUGCAUUUCACCGGAGCAUUGGUGUUACUGUGUUGAUUUAUUAAAGGGUGAUUGUGUAUGAAUGGAA